AUGGAAUACAACCAAGACCUCCGAAAAGACCACAAACCCGUCCUCUGCUGGGGCCAUAAACACCUCCCCCAGCAAUACAACAUAACCACCUACAAGCUCAGUCCCAACCACAUCCGACCCUCCUACCACACCUUCGACGGCAAGGGCCCUUUCAAUACGUUUUGA
This is a messenger RNA of Zasmidium cellare ATCC 36951, 165 nucleotides long. RefSeq lists its product as uncharacterized. The transcript has 3 exons. The record is from RefSeq and is a predicted model, not a curated record. Bases 1 to 165 code for a protein of 54 amino acids. Gene Ontology annotation, biological process: mitochondrial electron transport, ubiquinol to cytochrome c. Lineage: Eukaryota; Fungi; Ascomycota; Dothideomycetes; Mycosphaerellales; Mycosphaerellaceae.